This is a messenger RNA of Ctenopharyngodon idella (grass carp), 2642 nucleotides long. RefSeq names its product DDB1 and CUL4 associated factor 15 (gene dcaf15). Lineage: Eukaryota; Metazoa; Chordata; Actinopteri; Cypriniformes; Xenocyprididae. Gene Ontology annotation, biological process: protein ubiquitination. The transcript has 13 exons. The record is from RefSeq and is a predicted model, not a curated record. The coding region runs from base 79 to 1992 and encodes 637 amino acids. Gene Ontology annotation, cellular component: Cul4-RING E3 ubiquitin ligase complex.
AUCGGAGAACGCAGAGCCAAUCGGCGAGCUGCUCGGGCUGGACUGAGGGCAAAUCCAAAGAACUGGAAAAAAUCAAAAAUGGCGCCCAGCUCGAAAUCUGAGAAAGAUGACAACAAACAAAAACAACAGAGAAAACACAAAGAUCACGUCAUCAAACUCCUCACGCGCGGGCGGCUGAAUGGGCAGCUCUCUCAGCGGCUCUUCCGAAAGCUCCCUCCACGUGUCUGCGUCCCGCUGAAGACCAUCGUCAGUGAGGAGUUCCUCAGAGCAGGGCACAUCUUCCUGGGCUUCACCAAGUGCGGCCGGUACGUGCUGUCCUACACCAGUGACUGUGGAGAGGACGAUGACUUCUCUUUCUACACCUAUCACCUGUACUGGUGGGAGUUUAACCUGCACAGCCGCCUCAAACAGGUGCAUCAUGUGCGUUUGUUUGCGGGUGAGGACAUCUACACCGAUCUCUAUCUGACCGUCUGCGAGUGGCACAAUGAUCAUUCCAAGCUGGUUGUCUUCGGCUUUAACACACGCAGCUCCAGUUCAGCCCUGAUGAACAUGAUGAUGAGUGAUGAGAACAACAGAGACAUCUACAUCACCAUCACCUCGAUGCCUCCUGCACAGCCGUGCAAACAGUGCUGUCCCACGUCCUCCGUAUCCACCAUACGCACAGGUGGCGAGUGUCUGCAGCACGGUUACGUUCUGAACGCUCGCUAUCAAGUGGUUUAUCCAUUCCCGACCUUCCAGCCGGCGCUGCAGCUGAAGAAGGACCAGGUGAUUCUGCUCAACACCAGCUACUCUCUGGUGGCCUGCGCCAUCUCCCUCUGCCCAGGAGACGGGCAGCAGGAUUGUCAAAACAAUCAGAUCUUGUACCGAAAGAGAGAAGCUUCUUCCUCUUCUCCUCCUGCUGGACCUAUAUCACCAUCCUCAUCCUCAUCCUCAUCAACCUCAUCUGAGGAGUCAUCUAACAUCAGACAGUCAAAGCCCCAUUUUACCCCGCUCUCCCCCGGCCAAUCACAGGCUGCUGUGCGGGCCAGAGAGUUUGCAGCUGACAUUUUCCGCCGAGCCCAGGCUGGAACAAGGGAACACGACAGGUGCAAAACCAAAGAGAAAGAAGAGACUGAAACCCAGCGAUUCCCCAGCGAGGAAGACCGAACGACAGAGGGACAUGAACGAGACGCUGAGGUCCCAGGACCCUCGUCUUCCUCCUCGGGAGAGAACCAAUGUUCAGUGCCGCCCACAGAGGCAGAGGAAAGCGCUGUGUGUAACACAGUCAUGUCUCCUGGAUCCACCUCCUCCGUCUCCUCUCUGUCUCCACAUGCUCAUGAGCCUUCAUCCUCCUCUUCGUCCUCAGAACCUUCUUACGUCAACUACACCACUCUCAGAUACAGACUACCACAGGCUGGAGCGGCAGAGCAGCCGAGCGGAGAGGAAGAUGAUAAAGUCCAGCUUCCUUUCACUGUGACGGAUCUGAAGGGACGAAACUUACAGCUGGUGACGGGACAGUACAGCGGUCAGUGUGUGUGUAUCGAGCAGCUGACGCUGGAUUUCGAGUAUCUCAUCAACGAGGUCAUCAGGAAUGAUGCUGAUUGGGGCUCCCAGUUCUGUUCCUUCAGCGACUAUGACGUCGUCAUCCUCGAGGUUUGCCCGGAGACCAACAAAGUGGUGAUCAACAUCGGGCUGCUGCUACUGGCGUUCUCUAAUUGUGAGGAUGAGCACUGCAGACCGAAGUCGUAUCACUCCAGUCUGCAGGUCAGUUGGGAUUUAAACACAGGAGCGUGUCACACAGUGGGUGUCGGCGACCUCACUGAGGUCAAAGGUCAGACCAGUGGAAGUGUGUGGAGCUCCUACAGGAAGUCAUGUGUGAACACCGUCAUGCGGUGGCUCGUCCCAGAGAGCAGCUCACGCUACAUCAACCGCAUGACCAAUGAGGCUAUGCAUAAAGGUUCUUCUCUCCAGGUGUUGGCUGAUAAUGACAGAGGCACGUGGAUCGUCCUGUGAGAGAGACGACACUCACACUCACACUGCUCCUUCAGUGCUGCUCUACAGACUCUAUACAGUCCAAACGCACCCGCUCUCAGUGUUUCCGUCAUGUUUGUCAUGUGUGUCUGUGGGAAAGGAUUAUUCAGGGACCUGCAGCCAGAUAAAGACGCGUUUGGGCCAAACAAAUCCCACCUGUAUGGAUGACGCCGCUGGACCUCUGGGAUCAUCGCAUCGCACCUUUGACUUUAUGAAACACGCCAACAGUCACCAUUCAGAUGCAAAACACGGCUGAAGAACUCAAUGUCUGUCUCUGUUAAACUUGCACACUUUGCCCACACACUUGUUUUGAUGUUAGUGUAAUGAAACGAAGUAGUUGGUUUUGUGUUUGAAAAUUGCCCAAAGUUGGAAAGUGCAACAGUACGUUUUCAUGGGCGGAAAGCAACAGCAGAGAAGGAAAGCUGCUUUGUUGCGAUAUGUUUUGUUUGUUUCAGGAUGCAGUUGUUUACAUUGUUUAGACAUCGUGUCAUCAGCCAAUCAGAAGCUGUCGACCCCUCCCGCCCUUUUUUAAUAGUGGUCGUGGCCUCACAGCUGGACUGGAUGAGAACAUUGUUUUUACGCAACAUUGUUUUACUUUAUUUUUGAUAAAAUUAAAAAUUCCUUGAAUACUU